Molecule: messenger RNA, 1557 nt
Organism: Exserohilum turcica Et28A
Lineage: Eukaryota; Fungi; Ascomycota; Dothideomycetes; Pleosporales; Pleosporaceae
Exons: 5
Coding region: 1-1557 (518 amino acids)
Molecular function (GO): FAD binding
Source: RefSeq, a predicted model, not a curated record
AUGAAGACGUUUACGCCGACGCUCGUCGCGCUGCUAAGCCUGUACGAGGAUGUACGUGCAUCCGUAGUGCCGCUUGGUCUGGAAGUAGAUGUUUCAGCUGUUCAAGGGAGAAACUCCCCAUCUUGCUGUGCAGCAUUGAAGAAUGCUGGUCUUAGCAACAUCUACAUGCAGGAUGAUGCCCAGUACAAGGCCCGCACGGAUUCGUACUGGUCGGUCAGCGCUCAGCUGGCCCCCACGUGUAUUGUACAGCCCGUCUCUACCCAAGAGGUGGCUACGGCUGUCAAGACACUCGGUGCCAACACUGGAUGCAGCUUUGCCGUAAGAAGCGGUGGCCACACCACCUGGGCCGGCUCCAACAACAUCAACAAUGGAGUGACGCUUGACCUGGGUCUUAUGAACCAGACUACCUACGAUGCGGCCGCCAGCCUCGCAAAGAUCCAGCCUGGAAACAGGUGGGGAGGCGUGUACGCAGCCCUCGAGCCCUUUGGAGUCACUGUUGCUGGUGGCCGAGCCAGCAGCGUCGGUGUUGCCGGAUUCCUUACUGGAGGAGGCAACACCUUCUUCACCGCUCAGCGAGGCUGGGGUUGUGACCAGGUCAAGAACAAUGAGGUUGUCCUUUCCAGCGGGUCGGUGAUCAAUGUCAAUGCCACGGCCAACAGCGAUCUAUUCCGCGCCCUCAAGGGUGGGUCUGCAAACUUUGGCAUUGUUACUCGCUUCGACAUGGAGACGUUCAAGCAGGGUAACCUCUGGGGUGGUACCAUGAGCUACUCCAAGAACUACACCGAGCAGCAGAUUUCUGCCUACACCGCGUGGGUGGACAACGUCGUCAACUACCCCGAGGGCUCCAGCAUCAUCUUCUGGAGCUACCUCCCUACUGUCGGCGAUGUUGUCAUCCUUUCUGCGUACGAAGACACUGCUGGAACCGUGAACCCCCCAGGCUUCGACAAGUUCUUGGCCAUCCCAUCCUUGUCCUCGACCAUGAGGUUGGCUAGCCACAAGGCCCUUACUGAUGAGCUCGAGCAAGCCACUGGAUACCGUGACAUCUGGUUCACCAUGAACUUCAAGAACAACCCCGUCAUCUUCAAGCACAUUGUUGAUGGCCACCAGAAGUUUGUAGACGAGUGGAAGGCAUCUACCACCGACCACGACUUCAUCACGCAGUGCAUGUUCCAGGCCAUCCCGACUGUUUUCGCCAAGCACAGUGCUGAGCGAGGCGGCAAUGUCAUGGGUGUUGAGAACAUUGGUGCCAACUCCAUCAUGCUCCUGUUUGACAUUGCAGUCAAGACCGCCGAUGCAGAGGUCCGCGCCCGCGCAUUGCUGAAGAAGUACACCGAGGAGUUCCAGACUUUUGCAGCUAGCCAGGGCGGACUGCCUGCCUGGCAGUAUCUGAACUACGCCGAUUCGUACCAAAACCCGCUGGGAGGCUAUGGCGCGGCAAACGUUGCCAAGAUCCGUGCAGCGGCAAAGAAGUACGACCCCGUUGGCAUGUUCCAGACUCAGUCUCCUGGUGGCUUCAAGAUCUCAAAGGUACCAGCGGGCAACGAGCGCGAGUUGUAA